CCUUACUUGGCAUUCAACAAGUCUCCCUUCUUUUCUCCUGCCUUUCUCUUCCUCUGCUCUCUCUCUCUCUCUCUCUCUCUCUCAAGUCUCAACCAUGGGUGUAAUGUCUGAGAAACCCCUUCAAGAACUUCCUCUGCAUUCUUCAGACACCACAUUUUCUGCUCCUUCAUCUAGGAGGUUGGAAGGAAAACUUGCUAUUGUAACAGGGGGUGCCAGAGGAAUUGGAGAAGCAACAGUUAGAAUUUUUGUGAAACAUGGUGCAAAGGUAGUGAUUGGUGAUGUUGAGGAUGAAAUUGGAACCAAGCUUGCAAAUUCACUCUCUCCAUUAGCCACCUAUGUCCAUUGUGAUGUUAGUGUUGAAAAAGAUGUUGAAAAUUUGGUCACUUCUACACUUUUUCACUAUGGAAAACUUGACAUCAUGUUCAACAAUGCAGGCGUUCUUGGAAACCAAUCUAAGAACAAAAGCAUUGUGAAUUUUGACGCGGACGAAUUCGACCGCGUCAUGAGUGUUAAUGUGAAAGGAGUAGCUUUAGGUAUUAAGCAUGCAGCAAAGGCAAUGAUUCCUCAAGGAUUUGGGUGCAUAAUUUCUUCAUCUAGUGUAGCUGGUGUUAUGGGAGGACUUGGUCCACAUGCUUAUACAACUUCAAAACAUGCUAUAGUUGGAUUAACAAAGAACACUUCAUGUGAAUUGGGAAGGUUUGGAAUUAGGGUUAAUUGCAUUUCACCAUUUGGUGUUGCAACAUCUAUGCUUGUUAAUGCUUGGAGAAAAGGGGAUGAAGAAAUUGAUGAUGAUAUCAAUUUUGGAUUGCCUUUACAUGAGGAAGUUGAGAAAAUGGAAGAGUUUGUUAGAGGGUUAGCUAAUUUGAGAGGAGCAACAUUAAGGGCUCAAGAUAUUGCUGAGGCUGUUCUUUAUCUUGCUAGUGAUGAAUCUAAGUAUGUUAGUGGUCAUAAUCUUGUUGUUGAUGGUGGAAUUACUUCCUCUAGAAAUUGUAUUGGACUUUGAAUUUUGUUAAUUAAUAUUCAAUUUUCUUGGUUGUUUGUAAUAAUUUUUCUCUGAAUAUUUUAAUAUAGUUGCUGUAAGUGUUGAAGUGUAAUUAUAUGUUGGAUUCUAAUAA
Molecule: messenger RNA, 1115 nt
Organism: Cicer arietinum (chickpea)
Lineage: Eukaryota; Viridiplantae; Streptophyta; Magnoliopsida; Fabales; Fabaceae
Product: short-chain dehydrogenase reductase 2a-like
Molecular function (GO): oxidoreductase activity, acting on the CH-OH group of donors, NAD or NADP as acceptor
Source: RefSeq, a predicted model, not a curated record